Molecule: messenger RNA, 2097 nt
Organism: Onychostoma macrolepis
Lineage: Eukaryota; Metazoa; Chordata; Actinopteri; Cypriniformes; Cyprinidae
Gene: mybpha
Product: myosin binding protein Ha
Exons: 14
Coding region: 216-1772 (518 amino acids)
Molecular function (GO): protein binding
Source: RefSeq, a predicted model, not a curated record
UACAUGAUACUGAGUUAAGCAAUACUAUUAGUUUGAGUAAUGAGGUAAGACCCGUUUAGGGUUAUUCCUGAGUUGAUAAGAACAGAUUUAUCAAGGCUAUUUAAAGAAGAGGAGGAGUCCCGAAGGUCCAUACUCAGAGGCGGUAUAAAUUGAACGUCCCAAAAGACAUUGCCAUUUCAAAGACCGGCCGUCCUGUUGAGUUUUUCCCAAGCAUCAUGCCAGCCAAACCAGCACCUAUCAAAAAGUCAGCCAAGAAGGCUGCUCCAAAAGAGGAGAAGCCAGCAGAGCCGGCGCCCGUGCCCGAGGCUGCCCCCGCCGAGGCGCCUCCCGCUGAAGCGGCGCCGGUAGAAGCUCCCGCUGAAGCGGCCGUGGCGGAAACCGCUCCCGCUGCCGAGGCACCUGCUGCUGAAGGCCCUGCUGAGGAAGCUGCUCCCUCCACUGAUGCUCCAGCUGAGGCUGCUCCUGCUCCUGCUGAAGCUGCGCCUGUAGAAGAGCCACCUAAAGCACCAACACCACCUCCUCCAGCAGUGCCCACAAGUGCCCCUCAGAUCCUCAGUGUGGAUGAUGUCAAUGAUACCUCAGUCACUCUUAAGUGGAGAUCCCCGGAGAAUAUUGGCUCUGGGCUGGAUGGAUAUACCAUGGAAUACUGCAAAGAAGGAUCUUCUGAAUGGGUGGUUGCCAAUAAAGAGCUCAUCACGUCCAACCGGUUUGUCAUCAGCGGCCUGACAACUGGAGACCUACUUAACAUUCGUGUGGUGGCGGUGAAUGCCGGAGGCCGCAGCGAGCCCGUCGCUCUGGCACAGCCCAUCGCCGUCCGGGAGGUUGUGGAUCGGCCCAAGAUCCGCCUGCCCCGUGCCCUGAGAUCAAGAUGCGUCAAGCAUAUUGGAGAACAGAUCAAUCUUGUCAUCCCGUUCAUUGGCAAACCUAAACCUGUGAUAUCAUGGACCAAGGAUGGCCAGCCUUUGGAUACAAAGAAGGUGAACAUCCGCAACAGCGACAAGGAUAGCAUCCUGUUCAUCCGCAAGUCUGAGAGAGAAGACUCCGGCAGCUAUGAGAUUACUGUGAAGGUCGACAACUUCGAGGACAAGGCUAACCUCAUAAUUCAGAUUGUCGAUCUGCCCGGUCCUCCUGCCUCUGUCAAGCUAGUGGACUCUUGGGGCUUCAAUGCAGCUCUGGAAUGGACCCCUCCCAAAAACAACGGCAACACUGAGAUCACUGGAUAUACCAUUCAGAAGGCUGACAAGAAAACUGGAGAGUGGUUCACGGUUCUGGAGCACUUCCACAGGCUGAACGCUACAGUCUCGGACCUUGUGAUGGGAAAUACAUACACCUUCAGAGUUUUUGCAGAAAACAAGGUUGGAAGGAGUGAGACUGCUGCUGUAACAAAAAAUGCUGCUCAUAUUCAGAAAACAGGUAUUGUCUACAAACCACUGGAGUACAAGGAGCAUGAUUUCAGCGAGGCUCCCAAGUUCACAGCACCUCUCAGUGACAGAGCUGCCACUGUGGGCUACACCACGAAACUACUAUGUGCAGUGCGAGGCAGUCCAAAGCCUAAGAUUGAGUGGCUGAAGAAUCAGAUGCUCAUAGGAGAUGAUCCCAAAUACAGGCAGAUCAACAACCAGGGAGUGUGCUCACUUGAAAUCCGCAAACCAUCCUGCUUUGACGGUGGCGUCUACACUUGCAGGGCCAAGAAUGCCCUUGGUGAGGCUACAGUUGCCUGUAAGCUGGAGGUCAAACAGGUGAUUAUCCCAGAAGAAAAAGACAGGAAAUAGAAUUAUGUGCACAGUUCUCCUGUUGAGGAGCAGCAGGACACAAUUCUGUAAAAUGACAAUGAUGUUUACAGUGGUGUGGGCGAAUGAGCUGAUGUGUGCACAGUAAUGAAGGCUCUGACUUGCUUCUGUGAUUUAAUUAUUUCAACAAAAUAUAAGAAACUUUGGAUAGUUUCCCAUUUGGCUUCAAAGUAACAACACCAUAUUAGUGAGCUAAAAAGAUAAUUUUUAGUUUUAUAUUGUUGCAUGUAUUUCAGGUGUCACUGUAGUUUAUUCCUUAAAUCCCUUGUUGUAAUUGAGUGUUUCCAAUAAAACAAUAAACUCACUA